Messenger RNA from Podarcis lilfordi (Lilford's wall lizard), 468 nucleotides. The record is from the annotation of a GenBank genome assembly. NCBI's taxonomy places the organism in Eukaryota, Metazoa, Chordata, Lepidosauria, Squamata, Lacertidae.
AUGCUUUUCUUUAGAUCCAUUCAGCAAAUAUGUCUUGUGGAAAGACCCAGUGCUACAGUAAAUGCCCUACCUCCACCGUCACCAUUCAGCCACCACCGUUCACUAUAUGCAUUCCGGGCCCAGCUCUCCACUGUUCUGACCAGCCUCUCUGCGUCGAUCAAUGCAACCCUUGUGCUCCCGCUCUGUGCUGCGAGGGAAUUGCCCCCAUCUCCGCUGGUGCAGCCAUCUGCCCCAGCCUUUGUCCUCCGCUGUCGCUACCCAGAAGUGACUGCGGCCCUUGCCGAAGAUUCUAAGGACCCACAACUCAGGCACAGAAUGAACAUUCGAAGACGACUAUGGAAAAAAAAUCAGAAAAUUGCAUUCAUAACUGGGAUGUUCAGAAUUUCUGAGUUUAUCGGCAUAAGUUCACAUGUAUCCAAUCCUACUCCUAUCCAGAACAGACCAGCUGAUAAUAUUUGCAGCUUCUGA